Molecule: messenger RNA, 2041 nt
Organism: Thlaspi arvense
Lineage: Eukaryota; Viridiplantae; Streptophyta; Magnoliopsida; Brassicales; Brassicaceae
Source: the annotation of a GenBank genome assembly
CCAAGACAUAUAUAUGAGAACUUUGCUGUUUAUACCAAAAAUAAAAUAUUAAUGUUGACUACUGUUAUCUUAAAAGAAAAUGGGAAAAAAUUAUAAAUAAAUGCUUCGUGGAACCAUGAGGAUUUUGCAAGCGAUAUUUUGUUAUUUUCGUAAUAUAAAUAUAUUUAGUUAAUGUCGUGGAGAGACUCCCGAACCCACAACGGACAUGGCGUCUUCAUCUUCCUCAUCGUCUUCUUCGCUUUCCUCUCUGUUCGCCAUCGCCGUUCUGAUUCUAAUUGUUCCAACCGCCGAAUCGGUGAAAUCACCGUUUCACCCUCGCGACUUGCUUCCGCAUUUGCCAAGGCAAAUCACGUGGCCGAUUCUCAACUCCCUUUACGGCGCCGCCGAUCUGCUUCCCACUUUCAUCGGAACGGCGAGUGAAGGGAACGAUGCCGUUAAGUGGAAAGGUGCUUGUUUCUACGAGAACAGGGCUUGGCUGGAGUUCCACAACAAGUCCGGUAGCGAGUUUGGCGGAGGCACGCUUCACAUCAAGGCGGAUAAAGCACAUAGUUGGACUUGCAUGGAUCUUUAUGUCUUUGCAACUCCAUACCGCGUGACAUGGACUUGGUACUUCAUUUCACGGGCGCACACUGUUGAAUUCCCAGAAUGGGAUGGAAGAGCCGAGUAUGAAUAUGUUAAGAAUAAAGGAGUCUCUAUAUUCCUUAUGCACGCAGGGAUGUUAGGAACACUUCAAGCACUGUGGGAUGUUUUUCCUCUCUUCACCAAUACCGGUUGGGGUGAAAGCUCUAAUCUUGCGUUCCUGGAGAAGCAUAUGGGAGCUAAUUUUGAAGCUCGUCCUGAACCGUGGGUUACAAACGUUACAACUGAUCAAAUCCAAUCUGGUGAUCUACUAGCUAUCUCGAAGAUCCGUGGACGGUGGGGUGGUUUUGAGACUCUUGAGAAGUGGGUGAGCGGGGCAUAUGCUGGUCAUUCCGCUGUCUGCUUGAGAGACUCCGAAGGGAAACUAUGGGUUGGUGAAUCAGGGAAUGAAAACGAAAAGGGAGAAGAUGUAAUAGCGAUAUUACCAUGGGAGGAGUGGUGGGAAUUUGAACAAACAAAGGAUGACUCGAACCCUCAGAUCGCGUUGCUACCUUUGCAUCCUGAUGUUCGUGCUAAAUUCAACGUCACUGCUGCGUGGGAAUAUGCUCGGAGCAUGGAGGGUAAACCAUAUGGUUAUCACAACUUGAUUUUUAGCUGGAUCGAUACCGUUAGUGAAAACUACCCGCCUCCUCUAGAUGCUAAUCUUGUUGCUUCAUUCAUGACUGUUUGGAGCAAAAUGCAGCCUGAUUACGCUGCUAAUAUGUGGAAUGAAGCCUUGAACAAGCGACUCGGAACAGAGGGUCUUGAUCUUUCUGAUGUACUGGUCGAAGUAGAGAAGCGCGGAUCCUCUUUUGACAAAUUACUGGCAGUACCCGAACAAGACGAUUGGAUAUACAGCGAUGGUAAAUCAACCUCGUGCAUCGCUUUCAUCCUCGAAAUGUACAAAGAAGCUGGCCUGUUCGGCUCACUGGCUAACUCUGUUCAAGUCACAGAAUUCACGAUCAAGGAUGCUUACAUGCUCAACUUUUUCGAGACCAAUGUAAGCCGUCUUCCUAACUGGUGCAAUGACAAUGACAACGUGAAGCUUCCUUUCUGCCAGAUUCUCGGUAAAUACAGAAUGGAACUUCCUGGUUACAACACCAUGGAGCCAUACUUGCAUAUGAAUGAACAAUGUCCAUCUCUGCCUCCAAAGUACAACAGACCAGAGAACUGCUAGAACAAUGAAAAUUAUAAAGUUGUCUUCUACAGAUGUCUGUUUGUUAGGAAAAAAAAGUUUAUGUAAUACCCGUUGAAAACUCUUUAACAAGUUUUAGUUCAUCUGUUUGUAAAUAUAUAUUAUUGCUCAGGUUUGUAGCUACUGAAACUACACACUCUGAUUGUUUGGAUUAUAUGUAACCCAAAAUAGGAAUCGAAAAAUUUAACAUUCCCUUGGGUUUGGCUUUUAAGCAAAUUCCUUUUUUCG